UAAGUUCAUUUUUUUUCAUACAAGACAGCCCCUAACAGAGAAACAUAAAAGGAUUCAUGACCUAUAGUUCCUUAUAAACUGUAAAAUGAAUGAUAUAAAACUACUUCUUAUGUCUGUGUCUCCUCCCAGCCAUUUAUCUGAUGAGACAGUGUGAUACAUCCUCUGAGUUUCAUGUGUUAAAGUAAAAGUAAAAAUAUCCUUUUUGGACACCAUCUCUGUUUUUCAUGUCAUCAGUACACAUUCCCACCAUGUGUUGUCUCAGUGGGGAUCCACCUCUCAUGCUGACUCUGCCAUGAUCGGUUCACUGCAGCUACACGACCGCACAUAACAGAUCGUUCGGCCCAGGCAGCCUACGUGCGUAUCUAUCUCUGUUCCUGCAGUUGUGUUUCACCAGCACCAGGUAUAGCCUCCGCUCAGAAGGUAGCAGGUAGGCUGUUCGCGUCAGUGAGCGGGGGAUGCGCAUUGGCUCGUUUCAGCCCGCGGGGCUCCAGGCUCCACCUCCCCAUCAGAGUCUCGCCUGCGCUGCGCUUGUUGCGGUGAGCGCGGAGGGGUUGUGCGCUCUCAGGUUACGCGUAUGAAGUUGUGGACAAGAGGAGAUCGAAGACAUCCAGCGGCUAAAAGACGGAGGAAAGUAGAGGCUGACUGCCGUCGUUUCACUCUUUCAUCUGGGGAUAGGCCUACAUUAAAGUCCCCGGACAGCGGCUGAGAAAAGGCACCAAAACGAGUUUGUGGCAUUUAAUAAUUGAGAGACCAAGCAUACCCAACAGUAUGCGGUGCAGUUAUGGCAGGCAAGGGUAAGACAGUCGUGAGGACGCUGGAGGAUUUAACGCUUGAUUCUGGUUAUGGUGGAGCCGCGGACUCGGUCAGGUCGUCCAGCGUGUCGCUGUGCUGCUCCGACACGCAUCAGUCCUUCUCGCAUGGGGGCAACUGCUGGCAUCUGACGGAAUCCAUGCACAGCAGACACAACAGUUUGGACACAGUCAACACCGUCCUGGCGGAGGACACGGAGAUACUGGAGUGCUCGGGUCAGUGCGCCAAACUGCCCGAGCUGGAGGACGUGCCAUGGAGCCUCGGCGAGGUGGAGGGCGCACUGAGGAAAGACGAGGAGCUGAUGGUGGGCAACCCGCCACCGGAGGUCUUGGCGCGACUGUCCGCUCUCAUCAGCCGCGCGCUGGUCAGGGUUGCCCGGGAGGCGCAGCGGCUCAGCCUCCGCUACGCCAAGUGCACCAAGCAUGAGAUCCAGAGCGCCAUCAAGGUGGUGCUCUCAUGGACCAUCUCCGUCAACUGCAUCACGGCGGCUCUGAGCGCCCUGUCCCUCUACAACAUGAGUACCGGGGACAAGUUCAGCCGAGGCAAGUCGGCGCGCUGCGGGCUCAUCUUCUCCGUGGGGAAGUUCUUCAGGUGGAUGGUGGAUAGCCGGGUGGCCCUGAGGAUCCACGAACACGCUGCCAUAUACCUCACCGCCUGCAUGGAGAGCCUGUUCAGAGAGGUGUUCAGCCGCGUCCUGCGCAGCGCGCUCGUGGAGAGGGACAACGGGAUCCCCAAGUUUACGCUGGAGUCAUUGGAGCAAGCCAUCAACAGCGACUCGGAGAUCUGGGGUCUGCUGCAGCCCUACCAGCACCUCAUAUGUGGCAAGAAUUCAAGUGGUGUGCUGAGCCUGCCGGAGAGUUUGAACCUGCACCGGGACCAGCAGCGCUCCGGGAGGGGCGGAGAGGGUCAUGGAUACACCCAGGCUGAGCUCCGCACACUGGAGCAGUCGCUGCUUGCAACCCGGGUGGGCAGCAUCGCCGAGCUGAGUGAUCUGGUAUCCCGGGCCAUGCACCACCUGCAGCCGCUGCACAUCAAAAACCCUAGCAAUGGGACUCCAGUCCACCAGAAGACCAACACCACGGUGCACUGGGAGCCUGAGGCCCUAUAUACCCUGUGUUACUUCAUGCACUGCCCGCAGAUGGAAUGGGAGAACCCAAAUGUUGAACCCUCCAAAGUCACCUUACAGACUGAGAGGCCAUUCCUGGUACUGCCUCCGCUGAUGGAGUGGAUCCGGGUGGCGGUCGCUCACACUGAGCACCGACGAAGCUUCUCUGUGGACAGCGAUGAUGUGAGGCAGGCUGCCAGGCUGCUGCUCCCUGGUGUGGACUGUGAACCACGACAAAUAAAAGCGGAGGAUUGUUUCUGUGCCACCAGAAAACUGGAUGCAGCCUCCACAGAGGCCAAGUUCCUGCAGGAUCUGGGCUUCAGGAUGCUCAACUGCGGACGGACGGAUUUGGUCAAGCAGGCUGUGAACCUGCUGGGGCCUGAUGGCAUCAACAGCAUGAGCGAACAGGGAAUGACCCCUCUCAUGUACGCCUGCGUCCGCGGCGACGAGGCCAUGGUCCAGAUGCUGCUUGACGCCGGAGCUGACAUCAACAGCGAGGUGCCAAGCACAGUAAACAAGCACCCCUCAGUUUAUCCUGAAACGCGCCAGGGGACGCCACUCACUUUCGCCGUGUUACACGGACACGUCCCUGUCGUGCAGUUGUUGCUGGAUAAUAGAGCGAAUGUGGAGGGCGCCCUGCAGGAUGGGGCGGAGAACUACACAGAGACCCCGCUUCAGCUGGCCGCCGCUGCAGGUAACUUUGAGUUGGUGAGUUUGCUCCUGGAAAGAGGGGCAGACCCCAUGAUCGGGACCAUGUGUAGAAACGGCAUCUCCUCUGCCCCACUGGGAGACAUGAACUCAUACAGCCUGGCAGCAGCACAUGGCCACAGGAAUGUCUUUCGGAAGCUCCUGUCCCAGUCGGAGAAGGAAAAGGGGGACGUGCUGUCCCUGGAGGAGAUCCUGGCCGAGGGUUCGGAACCUGGAGAGAAGAGGUUGGCUCCGCAGGCCAACGGUGGCGGGACCCUGCGAACAGGAAAGGCCAAACUGAGAGCCCUGAGAGAGGCCAUGUACCAUAGCGCAGAGCACGGCCAUGUGGACAUCACCAUAGACAUCCGCAGCUUAGGCGUUCCCUGGACGCUCCACACCUGGCUCGAAUCCCUGCGCACCUGCUUCAUCCAACACCGCCGGCCGCUGAUCCAGGGCCUGCUCAAAGACUUCAGCUGCAUCCAGGAAGAGGAGUACACAGAGGAGCUGAUCACGCACGGCCUGCCGCUGAUGUUUCAGAUCCUCCGAACCAGCAAGAAUGAGGUGAUAAGCCAGCAGCUGUCAGUUAUUUUCACCCAGUGCUACGGGCCGUUCCCCAUCCCUAAGCUGACAGAGAUCAAGAAGAAACAGACCUCGCGCUUAGACCCUCACUUCCUGAACAACAAGGAGAUGUCUGAUGUUACUUUCCUGGUGGAGGGGAAACCGUUUUAUGCACAUAAAGUUUUGCUGUUUACAGCUUCACCCAGGUUCAAGUCGCUGCUCCAAAACCGACCCGCAGCAGAAAACACCUGCAUCGAGAUCAGCCAUGUCAAGUACAAUAUAUUCCACUUGGUCAUGCAGUAUCUGUACUGUGGAGGCACUGAGUCCUUGCACAUACGCAACACUGAAGUUAUGGAGCUCCUGUCUGCAGCCAAAUUCUUCCAACUAGAGGCCCUUCAGAGACACUGUGAGAUCAUCUGCUCCAAGAACAUCACCACUGAAACCUGCGUGGACCUCUACAAACACGCCAAGUUCCUUGGUGCCACAGAGCUUACGGCUUUCAUCGAGGGCUAUUUCCUGAAGAACAUGGUGCUGCUGAUCGAACUCGACAGCUUCAAGCAGCUUCUGUAUGAACCUCCUCCUGCCGAGAGCCCCGUGUCCAGCCCCGGCAUCUGCUCUGACAUCCUCCUCGACCUGGAGAAGACUCUGGCCACGCGCAUUCACUCCAUCCACCUUUCCACCUCCAAGGGCUCUGUGGUGUGACGCCGUCCUCUCCGGAGCCUUCCGAUCCAGCCACAGCAUCCAUGUAACACCACUAUUAACAUCCAGUGUCCUGCUAUAACAACCUGCCCCCCCACACACACUUCCACCUGUCCUGGCCCCACCACUGAAGAGGACUUUUUUAUGUCAGGGAUUCCCUUUAAUUCUGCCUGUUGCAGCCAACUGAGGGUUAAUGUUGGCAUACGUGACAAAAUCAGAGAGAAAACCUUCUUGCCCUGUCAGAGGUUUGAACUCGUUGUCAUAAUGGCUCCCACUGAUCACUUCACAUCCCAUACAGUAAGAAAAACUGUUUAAAAAAACUGACUUGACCCAGCAGUAUCACUUAGACCUAACCAUGAUAAUAAAACUUUCUAUUGUAUUUCAUAUAGAAUUCAUGCAUGAAAUACAUACUGUACACCUUUUUAUGCUUAAAAAGGUAGAGUAGAAUUUUAACUAAAGCAGCUUUCUCAUCAUCUCUGAUAUGAGACUUUGGUUUACAAGUAACAUCACUUUAUGGAAGUGGAUGCCAUUGCAGUAUAAAGUUUCACACAUGCCAAAACAUAAAUAUAAUCCUACUAUACAACCAAUAAAAGUGAUUAGUAGCAAUGCCAGCAGACAGACUUUUAGGUGGACUUAUUUGAACUUAUUUACAUUUCAUCCUGUCACCUCUAUGUUGGAUACGUCUCACUGUGUUAUAUCUACUGUGUGCAGAGGCCAAACUGAUCACAGGAACUUCCACUGUGGCCGACACUGCAGCGCUGAUUCGACUAAAGACGCCCCCACUCAGUGAAAUCUAUGCUGACGUAUGCUUGAAACAUGGAUGUCCAACUUGGGAAAUUAACUUGUGAUAACUCCACGAACACUGUCUGGGUUUAUUUAUUUUUAAUUUUUUUUGCAUGACACCUCCUCAACUGAGCUGCCCUGAUAUUGCUUUUUAUGCAGAGCUUACUUCAUGGACCACUUUAACAAGGGGGAAGUAAGGGAAAACGCUGCUUAUUAACUUUGUAUCCACUGCAAAACAGACUAGACUGAGCAGGAUUUGGAGAUGGAUUUUUGAUUGGCAGGGAAUUUCUCUUAAAGAUAUUUAAAGCAAAGUGUAAAUACAUCCUGAAAAUCAUCGUGCUGAUCGCUCUUUUUUUUUUUUUUUUUUUUCUUUUUUUUGUAAACUGAUGUAUAGUAUUCUCCUACACUCGCUUGGCUGAUGACCAGUCUCAUUGAAUGUGCUCCCUGAACAGUUUGUUCCUGCUGUAUGUCUCUGUUUAUGCAAAGUUGCAUGUUUAAUCUGUUUGUAUGACUCCUCUGUUUCGCUUUAGGUGUGCUUUCUGUGUAGAGUGGUAGGGCUGAGUAGGGUGUUGAUUGUUCCAGCUGAAGUCCUAUCAAAGGAUAUUUCCUCACAUUGUUUUGCUAUUUCUGAUACAUUCCAGAUUAUCAGGGUAGAUCACGAGAUUUAACGAGAAGUCACUUUUUGUUUUAGACUGAACUGAAUAUGUUGAAUUCAUCAGACACAAAGCAGACUAUAUUACCUGAUAGUCCACCUGAAUGAACUUUUGGGGGGAAAAAGGCAAAACAUCGCAAAAAAAUGUUUUACUCUUAGCUGAGGUGGAAAAGUUGGUUGAUAAAAAUCAAUGAAGCAAAAUAUGACAACAGAAUGGAAGUAGGUUAAAUGAAGCAUCUGACAAUAACGUCCACUGAAAUGGCAGCAGAACAAAACAUUCCAUCACUUUUUCCACAUCCUUUUGGAAGAAUUAGCACCACAAAUUGUUUAUCUUGAUGUGCCCAACUCUCCUAACAUCUGCAUAGCAGUAGUAGAUGAAACAUGUAUUAAUGAGCAUUUUCUCCAGCCAGUUUUCUGAAAAUUUGUGCAACAUCCAGAUGUAAACUUGGCAACAGUUGAAGCACUUUUACAUCAUCAAAAGAAUGAAACUCUCCUGGAUGAAUCAUCAAUGGAAAGGAUGAGUGCAGCAUGAGUACAUAAACAACUUUGCAGUGUUAAGUUAAUUGAAACACCUGAUCACUGAGCUUUAAGUUCUGUUGUGUGUCAGUUAACAAAGGGUGGAAGCUUUGAGAAAACUGAAAACACAAUCUGAAGCUUGAAAGAAGUUGCAUUUGGAUUCAGGGUCAAAUCUACAUGAAUUCUUUAACUAUGGUGCCACAUUUUGCUCCCAAUUACAAGGACAAAGAGUUCUGAAUUCACCACAGCUCUGAAUCUGCUUCUGAAUGGCUUUUUCUCCAUGGCAACAGCAGCCAAGGCUUAUGUCAGCUGACAGGCAAACCCUGAUUCUCAGAGAUGAAACUGAAAUAAUUAAACUGGUCAUCGGAACAUAAACCUAUAGGAUUGUUAUAUUAACUAAGAGGGUUCCAUGUUUCUAUGUUCAAUAACAUGGAGGAUAUCAUUUGAAGAAAAAAACAGAUAUGGGAAUACAGAUUGGGGAAAAGCCCUCAAUAUAAAGAUGUGUUGUUUCUUGUCAGUUUGAAGGUCCAUAACAGAAACGUGGCAGUCUAAUGAACUCAGAGUAUUCAAAAAUUCCACUUUUUGUCCCAUAUGAGUGCAUUUUCCACACCUGCCCUCCUGUUGUAUAUUAAGAUCACACUUCUAGUUCUAAAAGGACCAAGUGCUAAACUAGACAACGUGGAGAAGCAGCCCUGUUCUUUAGACAAGGGCAGAAAUCUUAAUGCAGUUCAACAAUGUUUGAAGAAACUCCAUGCCCCUCUCACUCACAUGUAACACAUUGAUUUAGGAAGAACUCAUACAUCGUACAGUAUAUUUUAUGAAUGUAACAAUGCAACAAAAGUUGGAUAUUUACAAAAUGUGCAAUGUCUCUAGUUCAGCAACCAACCAAAACAAAAUGCUUCCCUCUGUUUCUAACAGCUUACAAUGCAAAUGUCUCUAAAGUGUCCUCAUACUUUGUGGUGAUUGUUCCUACAUUAAUCUGACUGUACCUUCAGAUAUGAGACAAAUCUUAUGACUUAAAAUAUUGUAGCACACUCAAAAUUACUUACAUAUUUGUUUUGGGCCAAAAAAACAUUAUAAGAGAAACAUAGACAUAUACGAGUUGGUUUUAAGUUCUGUAAAUAGCUACAGAAAAAGGAAAUAUAGAUAUUAUCCUACGACUUUAUUUUCUUACCUACAUACAUAGCACUAUAUAUUUUAUUUUACAUUCCACAGCUAUUUUGUUUUACAAAAGUGAAAAAGAUUAUAUAAAAAGAUGCUUUAAAGUUUUGAAAUUAAGCAAUAUUUCCAUUAGACUGUAUUACUUUGAUUAGUACAAUGAAUAAUAUGCCACAGGAUAUGGAGCUACAGUAUACAUGUAAAUUGAAAGACAUAAUAUAGACAAAAAAGCCUGAAUAUACUAUUUUUGUUUAUAUUUUUGUGACAUCCCAUGGUGUAUUUUCUUUUAAAUGUAUUUCACUCAUUUUAAAAGAAUAUUUCUAACUUAUAGACUGCCUGUUGAUUUUACCCUGAUAGCUUUAAUGAAGCUGUUAAGUUAACUCACUUUCACAACUUAUUUGGCUUUAUAUUGAAUCAUUACAAAUGCCCAUGUUAUAGAACUGAAACUUGUUAUUAUGAUGUGAAAUGUAACUUAAAGAUGCAAACCGUUUUGUCUCCACAGAGGUAAAAAGGUUCAUAAUGAUGUCAAGCACUUUUUGUGCCAGUGUUACUGUAGCCUCACACAAUCAAAAGCAUUAGUAUUUUAACAGUAAGCUUAAGUUCAAGUCUUAUUGUGACCCAGCAGCAGCUGACUAUGGCUUUAACAUUAAAAGAUGAGAAUAAACUGAAAGACUUUUAGCUUAUAUCUGUUUUUUAUCAGUCUUAAUGUUAUGUCAUUAUAGCAAAAGACUAACUUUAGCUUGCCCCUGUACUGGCGCUUUUGAUUCGAAACUGGGUCAAAGCCGUAGAGUAAAUGUCGGUUCGCAUGGCUCUUCUUGUUUAAUGUUGUUGAGAAUGUGCUCCUGUACACCAGCUUUGUCUAACAAGACCUCUCCCCCUUAAGUUGUCUGAGCAUUUAUUUGCCUGCGUAUCUGUUCCUGGUAAUAAACAACAUUUCUCCUAGAAGCAGUGGAAACAUGCAUGGGAUGUUCACUAGAUUUCAAAUCCACGGGGGGGAUGAACUUUUGCAACUCUUUUUUUUUUUUCCUUUGAUGAGAACAUGUAUAUUGUACAAAAUAUAUAUAUAUAUGAAAUAUAAAUUAUACAUGGUGUGAGAAACAGGGAUGUGGUGGAGUAUAACAACAAAAAGGAAUGUUACACUCGUGCUACAGUUUCUGUCGUUCCAUGACAUGCUUUUGUGGACAGCUAAUAAACGACCACAGUUUAAACCGUA
Lates calcarifer (barramundi perch) is the source of this 8181-nucleotide messenger RNA. It is a transcript of the gene abtb3a, whose product is annotated as BTB (POZ) domain containing 11a. Bases 782 to 3862 code for a protein of 1026 amino acids. The transcript is spliced from 17 exons. Gene Ontology annotation, molecular function: protein heterodimerization activity. NCBI's taxonomy places the organism in Eukaryota, Metazoa, Chordata, Actinopteri, Centropomidae. The record is from RefSeq and is a predicted model, not a curated record.